AUGGCCAUCAACGUCUACCUGACCUUUUACUUCAAGUUCGACGCCGAGAGACUCCGCAAGAUGGAGAUCCCGUACCUCAUCUCAUGCUACGGCAUUCCCUUUGUCCCGGCUUUGACCUACGUCUUUGUUACCAAUGGGCAGGGCCAGAGGGUGUACGGAAACGCAACCCUCUGGUGCUGGGUGACGCCGGAUUGGGAAAUCUGGCGCAUCCUGACGUUUUACGGUCCUGUUUGGAUCGCGAUAUUAAUCACGUUCUUCAUCUACAUCCGAGCGGGCCGCGAAAUCUACCAGAAGCGCAAGCAGCUUCACAACUUUAGCUCUUCCGAUCCGGACCAUCUCAACUCCUUUCAUGAUGCCCUCACUUCGAUGAAAACCACCGAGGUGUACGUCACGUCGGAAACGAUUGAGCAGCCCAGCAGCUCCAUCGGGCUUGGGUCGAUGGCAAGGCGUGGUGGAUCAGACGCUGGAUCGAUGCCGCGCAUGCCCGACGCCGCUUACUCUGUCAGCAUCUCUGCCAACCACCACGAACGCCGCGAGUCGCACGGCGACGCCGUUCUCCCAGCAGAGAGCGUCACCAUCGAAGCCAACCCCGCCCAGCGCCCGGUGAACUCGGCCAGGCGACGCAACUACGAGGUCAACAACGCCGCUUGGUCGUACACCAAGUGCUCCAUCCUCUUCUUCACCGUCAUCCUUAUCACCUGGGUCCCGUCGAGCGCCAACCGCGUGUACUCGGUCAUCCACGCAAAAGAGUCAUCGACGCCGCUCGCCUUCAUGAGCGCCUUCGUCCUGCCCCUCCAGGGAUUCUGGAACGCCUUGAUCUACGUGGUGACGUCGUGGAAGGCCUGCAAGACCCUCUGGACCGACAUUCGGUAUGCGUCCCGGCGGCCAGACGUCACGGAGCUUGUCGGCAGCUUCCGCCACAGCGACCAGUUCAAAAUUCCGAACCCUAAUCGCAGGAACAAGACGUACGAGAGCGAAAGCAUCACGGAGCUCACGAACAGCCGGCCCUGCUCCAACGACCAGGCCUCGCGGUCAUGA
Messenger RNA from Colletotrichum chrysophilum, 1038 nucleotides. RefSeq lists its product as uncharacterized. Lineage: Eukaryota; Fungi; Ascomycota; Sordariomycetes; Glomerellales; Glomerellaceae. Bases 1 to 1038 code for a protein of 345 amino acids. Gene Ontology annotation, molecular function: G protein-coupled receptor activity. Gene Ontology annotation, biological process: adenylate cyclase-activating G protein-coupled receptor signaling pathway; cell surface receptor signaling pathway. The transcript is spliced from 2 exons. The record is from RefSeq and is a predicted model, not a curated record. Gene Ontology annotation, cellular component: plasma membrane.